Temnothorax curvispinosus is the source of this 2751-nucleotide messenger RNA. It is a transcript of the gene TM9SF4, whose product is annotated as transmembrane 9 superfamily member 4. The coding region runs from base 1 to 1401 and encodes 466 amino acids. The record is from RefSeq and is a predicted model, not a curated record. The transcript has 8 exons. Gene Ontology annotation, cellular component: membrane. Gene Ontology annotation, biological process: protein localization to membrane. Lineage: Eukaryota; Metazoa; Arthropoda; Insecta; Hymenoptera; Formicidae.
AUGAACGAUCUAGUGUACAUCAAUAAUUAUCUUAAGCUAAAGUUGAGCUAUCACAAACACGGCGAAAAUGAAUUUAGAGUAGUUGGAUUCGAGGUGGAAGCUCGAUCCAUCGACACAACUCAAUUGAAGUUUGACGGGAACACUUGCAUUCUACCGAGCGAGGCCAGCCCGCAGUUUGUCAAUCCAAAAGGCACGAGUCUCCUCUUCCUGUACUCGGUGGAAUGGAAACAGUCGGACGUCAGCUGGGCGAGCAGAUGGGACGUGUACCUCGGCAUGAGCGACGUCGAAAUUCACUGGUUCUCGAUCAUCAAUUCUCUCAUUGUCGUUUUCUUCUUAUCUGGAAUUCUUACGAUGAUCAUGGUGAGAACACUUAGAAGGGACAUAGCCCGUUACAACGCGGGCGAGAGUGACAGUUUGGCAGGUCUGGAUGAAACCAUCGAGGAGACCGGUUGGAAAUUGGUUCAUGGAGACGUGUUCCGACCGCCGACCAACUCGCGCUUAUUCGCCGCCGUGAUCGGCAGCGGCAUCCAGAUAUUUUUCAUGGCUUUAAUCACGAUAUUCUUCGCGAUGCUGGGAAUGCUGUCGCCGGCGAGUCGAGGAGCCUUGGGCACCUGCGCGAUAUUUUUGUAUGUGUUUUCCGGUUUAAUCGCUGGCUAUUUCUCAGCUCGAUUGUACAAAACUAUGCGGGGUCGAGAGUGGAGAAGAGCCGCUUUACUGACGGCGACGUUCUAUCCAGGUAUAGUCUUCACGACAUGCUUCUUCCUAAAUUUCUUCAUAUGGGGAAAACACAGCUCUGGUGCGGUUCCCUUCACCACAAUGGUGGCCCUGCUGUGCCUCUGGUUCGGCAUCUCACUACCUCUCGUCUAUCUCGGUUACUUCUUUGGCUAUCGCAAGCAGCCCUUUACGCAUCCCGUUAGAACGAAUCAAAUCCCUAGACAAGUUCCUGAACAGCUAUGGUAUAUGAAUCCAAUAUUAUGCACUCUAAUGGCUGGAAUCUUACCAUUCGGCGCGGUAUUCAUAGAACUGUUCUUCAUCCUGACUGCGCUCUGGGAAAAUCAGUUUUAUUAUCUUUUCGGAUUUCUAUUCCUCGUUUUCUGUAUCCUUGUAAUCUCGUGCUCGCAAAUAUCGAUAGUCAUGGUCUACUUCCAGUUGUGCGGCGAAGAUUAUAGGUGGUGGUGGCGCAGUUUCAUCGUAAGCGGUGGAUCGGCGGUCUACGUGCUGGCGUAUUCCGUCUUUUAUUUUGUCACCAAACUGAAGAUCACCGAGCUGGUGCCGACUCUCAUGUAUUUCGGCUACACCGCGUUAAUGGUCCUCACAUUCUGGUUGCUGACCGGCACGAUCGGCUUCUUCGCCGCGUACGCCUUCAUCAGGAAAAUAUACGCGGCCGUCAAAAUAGACUAGUCAAAAUUAUCGUUAGAGUAAUGCAAGCGAAAUAAAUUUAGACUUAAUUUAACCGAGCGAGAGAAAGGGAGCGAGCGAGAGAAAGAGAGAGAGAGAGGCAGAAAGCUGAAAUUUUCGUAUCGUGUAGGAACAAUAAGUGAAUCGAAGCGGAUGCAUCUCAUCUUCCACGUGAAAUUUUGAAACUGCGAACAUUGCACAAGAUUUUAUGACACGUGUACGCAUAUUUGAUGUAUUGACGUAAGGUUUCUACGUGUCUAUUCUUGCGUCCGUCAUAAUGAGUACAAUGUAAGCUCCAUGUUUGUCGCACGGCUUAGGAUUUGCAAAACUGUCGCGAAUAUAAAGAUUAAGAGACAAUAGGGAAAAGAUAUAUAUUGAAAGAUAGAGGUCCUUUCAAGAAAACAUUUUUUUCUUUCUUGAUACUUUUUUUUAUUUUAUUUAUUUUGAGAUAAAUAUCACAGCGAAGAGAGAAAGAAGUUCUUCUAAUAUCUUUAUUUUAAAACAUUGCAAAAAUCAGUUUUCUGUUUAUCACUUCCUUUUUUUAUGGCGGAAAAUAAGCUUUUCAUACUUGGGAAUGUACACGAAAUAUGCGCUUAGGGAAGGCGCGAAUAUGGAGCUCCAAUGUAUAAUAAAUCUAUUUUAUUUAUAUAAUACUUAGUUGCAAGGUUUCUCCCGUGAGUACUUAUGAUUUACGACAUACAUAUAUAUAUGUAUACAUACACACGAGAAAAUAAUCGAACUGAUCUACGAACAGUUGGACGUUGGCUAUAUCAAUAACGUUUCUUGUCGAAGACCAAGGGACUCUGUAAAAAUAUUCAAGUAAUGUGAUAUUAGUAACAGUCAAUGUGCGAAAGUAUUAUAGCCGAUAAAAAUGAGCCAGUCUAAAGUGUUUAUUGUUUCCUUUAAUGUAAGAAUACAACAUGCAACUGUCUCGGCCGAUUAUUAUUAUUAUUAUUAUUAUAACAAUAAGCGCGGUAUGCAAUGUAUAUGAAUAAUAACAUAGUUUUGUGUAUUUACUUUACAUUCGUACGAGUGCACGUUUUCAUUCUUCAGCUUUCGGAUCAUGUCAUCACAAACCUCUGUGCGUCUAGGUCCGUUGAGAUUCGAUUUGUAAUUUUUUUUUUAACGCACUUAUAUAAAAUUCGUUGGUACUUACAAGAUCUUUUAGUAAACAUGUCUCAAGUUCUCCAUAAUAGAAUUCUAUGUACAUCGAGAUCGACAUCGUUAUAAUUAUGAUAUAUCACAAAGUAUUUUAUACUAUUACUGUUGUAAAUAAUACGUGAUGGAUAGCGUGUACGAAAAGUGUAUACAGAUAUGUCCUAAUUUCGACAAUUAUAGCCUCCAUAAAUUGCA